Neodiprion virginianus is the source of this 925-nucleotide messenger RNA. RefSeq names its product gem-associated protein 2 (gene Gem2). The record is from RefSeq and is a predicted model, not a curated record. The transcript has 5 exons. Gene Ontology annotation, cellular component: spliceosomal complex; SMN complex; nucleus. Gene Ontology annotation, biological process: spliceosomal complex assembly; spliceosomal snRNP assembly. NCBI's taxonomy places the organism in Eukaryota, Metazoa, Arthropoda, Insecta, Hymenoptera, Diprionidae. The coding region runs from base 136 to 846 and encodes 236 amino acids.
CGAUAAUACGUCGAAGGAUGGCGGAAUUCACGUUAUUCAAACGUAAUCUAACCUUGGAAAAACAUGUCAACAAUGCGAAAUUCUUAGCACGCGUUGCGACGAAAUUUUUUUUAACCAUAUACCUCGCCUCGAAAGAUGGGGGAUAUUUUGAGAGAGCCUGCUUUAUUUGUGGGCGAAAUUGACGCGGAAUUCGACCUUAUGCUACCUCCAUCCUCAGGAGAGGAAUACAUCAAGCGUGUGGUAAUUGAGGCGCAGCAGUGCGACGACGUGGUUGUGGCAGAGAAUAUAAAAGCUCGUAUUAGGACUCCCAUGGUGGCGGUAAAGCCUCUAGCAGGAUGUGUCGAGGCUCCAGCUUCGAUGGUUCCGACUCUGGACUGGCAGCAAUGUCAACUAGCAGACUUUUCUUCUGUGAGACUAGAGAUCGACCGGAUUAAACACGAUUUACAAAAUGCUGAGGGUCGCCGCAGGCUUCGACAAACUGUUCUGCCUGACGCAGAUGAUCAGGUUGGCUGGCUGGAGUACAUCAGCAACAUGAGACCGUUGCUUGGACUAGUAUUAAACAUGAACCAGCCGCUGAUCGAACAAGUCUUGGAACAUCUCGUUGAAGCAGUAGAAGAAAAGGGCCUGAUCUCGCAGCCAUACGGAGGCUGGAUUUAUGCCCUACUAGCUACCCUCGAAUUACCUUUAAAUCCAGACACGUGUUCCUGCUUACGUUCGCUUGCUAGAACAUGUUCGAUAAUCAGAGCUAGCAUGACAGAGGAGAACGCUAAAGAUGUCACAGCUUUGAAUUUAUUUAUCUGCCUGGUCGCCAGAUAUUUUAGACAAAUGGAUUUGGUGGACUUGUAAUUUGUGAUUAAAAAACAACGUAAUUGUAAAAUUGGGAAUCAAUGAAAUUUGUAACUACUGAUUGAAAUAAAUAUAGAUU